Messenger RNA from Hemibagrus wyckioides, 4837 nucleotides. Its product is annotated as Kv channel-interacting protein 1-like. Gene Ontology annotation, cellular component: voltage-gated potassium channel complex. Bases 302 to 979 code for a protein of 225 amino acids. Lineage: Eukaryota; Metazoa; Chordata; Actinopteri; Siluriformes; Bagridae. Gene Ontology annotation, biological process: regulation of potassium ion transmembrane transport. Gene Ontology annotation, molecular function: potassium channel regulator activity; calcium ion binding; transmembrane transporter binding. The transcript has 9 exons. The record is from RefSeq and is a predicted model, not a curated record.
AUUGGAACACUGCGGCACAGAGAGAGACGGAAAGAGAGCAGGGACAAAGAACAACAAAGAAAAAAGAGAAGAAAUCUAUAUUAAAAUAUCCUCUUGGAUAUUUCACUUUUGUUUUCCACUCUGGAACUCCCAUGUUUAUUUAUUACCUUUCGCACUUUUGACUGAAAAAAGUUGGACGCCUGACUCACUUUUGAGCUCUCUCCUCUUUCUCUCGUUCAUUCUUGCCUGGGCAUCAAGAAAGAAUUGUUUUUCUUUUUAUUCUUUUCACCAGACAUAAACUGGAAGACAAACUCUGGUGAAGAUGUCUGCCUGUGCUAAGCACUGUAAACAUGGACUGGUGAAGUUUGCUGUAUCUGUGCACAAGCUAGUGACGGGGACGCUCAUCAAAGAUAAGGUGGAUGAUGACUUGGAGAUGACAAUGGUGUGCCAUCGUCCAGAGGGUUUGGAUCAGCUGGAAGCUCAGACCAACUUCAGCAAAAGAGAACUGCAAGAACUCUACAGGGGGUUUAAAAAUGAAUGUCCUAGUGGAGUCGUCAAUGAAGACACAUUUAAACAGAUUUACUCACAGUUCUUUCCUCAGGGGGAUGCAAGCACAUAUGCUCACUACCUGUUUAAUGCCUUUGACUCGGGUCACAGCGGCUCCAUCAAGUUUGAGGACUUUGUUACAGCUCUGUCCAUCUUGUUGAGAGGUUCUACACAGGAGAAGUUGCAGUGGACUUUCAACCUGUAUGACAUCAACAGAGAUGGCUACAUUAACAAGGAGGAGAUGAUGGACAUUGUGCGUGCUAUCUAUGACAUGAUGGGGAAAUAUACAUACCCUGCUCUGAAGAUAGACACGCCCAGGCAGCAUGUGGACGCUUUCUUUCAAAAAAUGGACAAAAACAGAGAUGGAGUCGUCACUCUUGAUGAAUUCAUCCUAUCCUGUGAAGAGGAUGAUAACAUUAUGAGAUCUUUGCAGCUGUUUGAGAAUGUGAUAUAAAACAAGCACAGGAUUGGGGAAAGCGACACAGGCAGGAGGCAAAGCAAAGAAGCAAAGAAGAUUUUUUCAGUAAAGUUUACAGCUGUUGUGUUCAGGAGAGUGAGAAAAAGCUACACCAUCUUGUGCCCUUCAUAUAACCAUGGAAAUCUGUAGCUUCCUGUAGCUGGACAUCAGUGCUACACCACUAUGUGCAUAGCAACACUAUGUGCUUAGCAUGGUAAUAUUUAUUUUAUAUGUUUUUUGAUUGUUAUACAGCAAAUCUGACCCAUGACCUUUUGAAACCAGCCUUGUUCUUGUUCCUCUUUAUAGCCACAUGCACUCAACAUGUUUCCUGCUGGCAAAUUUGUAACAUUUACCAAUUCGUAUGAGAAAUUCAAGUUAAGGUUUAGGUUAAAGUUGUAGCUUUUCAAAAAGACAAGGAACAAGAUUUUACCAGACUGUCCUUCAGGCUCAUGCUCUUUAUGUUACAACUGAUCAGUUCAUACUUAAAUUUAUUUAUAUACAGGACAUUUAAUGUUCUAUGAUAUUUGUGAAUAUUACUCUACUGGAAAGCACAGUCUAAUGACCUAUUUAUUAAUGUUUCUAAGAUGGAUAAAUAAGCGAAGCUCAACCAAAGGAUGACUUAAAGGAUCGUUACUUUUAAAUGUUUAGGAAGGAAAGUAUUAAAAUAUUAUUAUAAUUGUUAUUUGAUGCUCUUCCACAUACAAAAACAAAUGGACAGGCUAGACUCUACAACAAUAGGAAAACAGAGUUUCUAUAUCAGAAAGAAAUUAAUCAGCUAUUUAAAAUUAUUCAAAACCCCUAAGGAGAGCAAAGAGACAACUAGAAUUAUUAUAGCCUUAAAAGCUUAAUACCAAGUGAGAUGGCUUUACCAUCAGAAUUUUUUAAUUAACUGUUAAAAAGAGGGAAGUAAAUUAUAGGCCUGAUGAAACUGCAUAUAACCUAUAUUCUGUCUUUAUUGUAUGUGACUGCUAGUCAGCUUUUUCCUCUGCUCCAAGCAGGUGUUAUUAGCUUGGCACAUGUUUUGUCAGCAGUCAGCGUGUUCUUGGAUGUUUCUCCCUAUUCUAUACCGUCUCGAAAUAACUUGUAGUCUUGUGAAAAAGCGGAUUGCUGCGAUGUUCCUGUGCUACUCCUUGCUCGAUAAUGCUGAACCUGGUCUAUCUGUUUUUAUCUGUGUGUAUUUGUGCUGCAGUGUGGCUGUGUUGUUUAUGCGUUGGUGCUUGUUUAUUUGUCCAGACACACAUUUGUCUCCAGAUCGGUCUGUCUAUCUGUCUGUCUAACUGUCUCUCUGUCAUGGUGUUUGAUGUUCUCAGCAUGAGGGGAGGACAUUAAAUAAGGUGAUGUGUGGUAUUUUUAUGCAGGCGGGUUUUGCAUCACUGUGUGCUUUUUAUACUGUAUGCCAUCACUGCAUUGUAUUGGUUGUGUUCAUUGUAUAUGUUGUUUUAUUGUGAGAAAGCUGUGAAUGACCAAAUACUGGUACUGUUCAAUAAGCAUAUAAUAAACAUAUAGCCAUAUAACCAUUUAUCCACACACUGUGAUAUGGAAGAGCAGAGACAGAGAGGGAGACAGAGAGAGAAAGCUUCAAAAGCUAAAGGUUACUUGUUAGGAUAAGUAAGCCAUUAUUUUUGUUUAAGGCUGCUGAAUUUCAUAUACAUGGCAAUCGUUUAAUAUGUACUGCAAAUGCAGCUCGUUCUUAUAUUGCUGGAAUAUAUAUGAUUUAGUAAAAUGGAAUUUAGUAAAAUAGAAACAAUAAUAUUAAUAAUGUGCCUAUAAUUAAUUAAAAAGUAUAUCCAAAUGAUAUGGUAUGGCAUUCACUCACCAGCCACUUUAAUAAGAACACCUAUACACCUGCUAAUUUGUUCAAUUAUCCACUCAGCCAAUCAUGUGGAAGGACAGACUAACCAAAAUAAACAAUCUGAAAAGACAUUACCUGUUUUUUCUUGUCCAGUUUCAGUGAGAAUGUGCCCAUAGUAUCUUUAGAUUCCUGUUCCUGACUGACCGGAGGGAAACCUGAUGUAGUCCUCUGUUGUCAUAGCUCAUCUGCCUCGAGAUUUGACAUGGUGUGUGUUCUAAAAUGUUUUUCUGCCCGCCACAGUUGUAAAAAUAGUUAUUUGAGUUCAUAUAGGCAUCCUGUCAGCUUGAAAUGGCCAUUAUCCUCUGGCCUUUCAUUUACAAGGCAUUUCUGCCUGCAGAACUGCUGCUCAUUUUCUGCACCAUUCUUUGAAACUCUAGAGACUGUUGUGUGUGAAAAUUGCAUGAGAUCAGAUAUUACAGCACAUCUGGCACCAACUAUUUCAUGGUUAGUCAAAGAGAUCACAUUUUUCCUUUUCUGAUGUUUGAUGUGAAUAUUAACUGACCCUUGUGAAUUGUAGUGGCAUGAAUUUAUGUAUCAUGCUGCUGCCACAUGAUUGGCUGAUUGGAUAAAACUGCAUAAAAGAGCAGGUGUACCUAAUAAAGUGGUGAGUGUAUAUGCCACAUCAGUUCUCAACAAACGGUUAACUUAUGGUUAGGUAACAAUUACUGGUAUUAAAUACAGUAUUAUUAUAAAUAAUAGAUUAUAUACAAGGUAAUUUAAGACUACAUUAUUAGCAAAAAGUGAAAUAGCAGGUUAUUAGCUUAAGGGGGGCAUGUUUCAUACUGCCCUGUGAUGGACUGGUGACCUGUCCAGGGUGUACCCCUGCCUUUCGUCCAAUGUGCACUGGGAUAGGCUCCAGCAGACCCCCGUGACCCUAAUUAGGAAUAAAGCGGGUAUAGAAAAUUGAUGGAUGGAUGGAUGGAUGGAUGGAUGUUUCAUACUCAAUCUAUUCAUUUUCAUAUCACUUGUAGCAAGCCAUGAUUUUGUAUGGAUCUAAAAGUAUGACAAAUCUCAACAAGUGUAAUGCAGUUUUUGUAACUUUUGCAGAUUUUUGAUUUGUGCAAUUGUUAUUUUUUUGUUUUGUUUUUUUUUGUCAAUGGAUUUCAGCAUUCUCAACCGACUGUCAUUAAAAGCAGUCUUGCUUUAAUUUGGUAGGAACAACAACCUCAUGAUUGUACUUAAAAACAGUGGUUUAUGUUUUUCCUUGCUAACCUGUAUUUGUUGAUUUUAUAGAGACCAGACAGAGUACAUCUGCUGGACUCACAUGACCCUUUUGCUGGUCAAUUUUCUUUUGAAAUUUUUGUUUCAUUUGCGAUAUAAUUCUGAUAUGCAAUGAGAGACGUACUACUCCAAUACUGAGCUUAUAGAAUGAAAUAUCUAAAUACAAAACCUGCUCUACACAAUUAUGGAGUUUUGUCAGAAUUUAAUAUCAGUUUUACUUUUCAUAAUCUCAGUUCUGCAGUGAAAUUGUAUCCAGUCCAGAUGCUGUGUCUGAGCUGUGUUGAGAAAUCCAAACCGGGAACUACUGAAAUGUGAUGUAUCUUGAUGUGAUUGUAAACCAUGUCUUCUUCGAGACAAAACUGCACAGUACUCAUGCAGCCAUAUGUAUCACUACUCACUGUGAUGAGAAUCAGCAGCGAGAGGAAGAGGAAGAGGAAGCACCUCUUACACCAUGCACCACCUCUCCAUGCAUUCUUUUCAUAUUCAGUAUUGUGGAUUUUAAUUUAUGCGUAACUGAUGCAACGAAGAGUUGCUGGGCUUAGCUGUUUCUUCUGAAACCAUAUUUUUCACUGUACAGCAAGCUGAAGCGAACAGACAGAUGAACAGAUAGACAGACAGACAGACAGACAGACAGACAGACAGACAGAGAAGCAGGCAGACAGAGACAGGAAACAAUUUCUUGUUGCUGUAUAAAAUGAUAUUUAACAAUAAAAAAAUUUUUCAAACAAUAAUAUUGAUUGUUUUAUAUAUAUUUAUACAGCCAUUUACCUUAAAUUAUAAAC